UACCCAAUGUAUCCCAAGAAGACAUCGACACAAUCAAAUGUGUGUUCUGGGAAUUUGGUGAGGAGUCCAGUUUCUGGUCCACAGAGGGCUGCCAGCUUGCUGAGAUGACCGAUGACAAAGUGUCAUGUGUUUGUGACCAUGCUACUAACUUCGCCAUACUUGUGGAUGUGAAGGGUCAGAAACGUAGAGAUGAUGGUCUCUCCUUCACCCCAGCACUUGAUCUCAUCAGCCAAAUAGGAGGUGCUCUAUCAGUCGCAGCUCUCGCUAUUACAGUAGUAAUUUAUUUGUCUAUAAGCAAACUACGCACCGGCAAAUCUCGUCAGAUUUUCAUCCAUUUUUGUUUCUCCUUGUUGAUGCUGUACAUUGUGUUCCUGGCUGGCAUUGACAAUGGAAGGGGUUCUGGAGGAUGGUGUGUAUUUGUUGGAGCUCUGAUUCACUACUUGAGUCUGACCACCUUGAUGUGGAUGGCUGUUGAAGCCAGGAAUAUGUACGUCAGCACCGUUAAGGUGUUCCCUGAAGACACGCCACGAUACAUGAUCAAAGCUGGACUCCUUGCUUGGGGAUCUCCACUGAUUGUCCUGACCGCAACUUUGGCAGCAGCGACAGAAUCCUACAAGCAUGAUGAUUAUUGUUUCAUCUCUCCUGGUCUGCCCAUGAACCUCGGUCUCAUCACCCCAAUCGCUCUCAUCCUCCUCCACAACGUCAUCACUUUCAUCCUGGUCAUGCGCAGUCUCCUCAAGGUCAAAGAGGCAUCUCGGUCAGAGCAAAUAACCAAACGCCUCCAGAAUGCUGUGGGAAUCUCAGCCCUCAUGGGCUUAACUUGGUGCUUUGGGUUUCUGGCCAUUGAAGGGGCAACUUUUGCCUUCCAGCUCCUCUUCUGUCUGUUUAACUCCUUGCAGGGUGUGGUCGUCUUUGUCAUGUUCUGUGCUCGACGUGAAGAGGUCCGAGCAGCGGUCGCCCCUUACCUUAGACGGAUCUGCUGUUGCCGUGUCUGUCAAGCACCUGAGCUUCAUCCCGAUAGGUCCUACGAUCUCCCAACCUCUCAGACUGCACUCGGCACUUCAAGUAUUAACACAGCCAGCCUUGAUCUCUCCGUGUCUGUAGCAGUGGAGGAGUCACGUAAAAAAUAUGUAUCGACAGAGGCUCUCUGAAUUACAGGGCUUUUAAGUUUUCCCGGGAAGGGAUUUGAGGCUCAGGGAUGGGCAUAGCUCCUUUUUACUAGAGGAGCUUCAAGGUCAAAUUGAGUUUUAUGAUCCACUCACUUAACAAUAGAUAGAGUCCCAAUGAAACUGGGAACAAUUUUAAAUCUCCAACCUCACCUUUAACCUGUUCAAAGUGCACUUUGUUAUAUGCCCUUCAAAUAAGAGAAAACAGAUCGUUGUCCCGAUUAAUAUUUGGUAGCUAGACCCUCAAAAUAAUUCUACUCUAGACAGAUUUGAGAGUCUGAGAAAAGACUUACAGUGUGUAAAAAUUUUGCCUAUUUGUGACCUGGGCUUGUUGACUUCCAACUUGAGGUAUUGUGGAUGACAUAG
Asterias rubens (European starfish) is the source of this 1532-nucleotide messenger RNA. RefSeq names its product adhesion G-protein coupled receptor G2-like. Gene Ontology annotation, biological process: cell surface receptor signaling pathway; G protein-coupled receptor signaling pathway. The coding region runs from base 105 to 1151 and encodes 348 amino acids. The transcript is spliced from 7 exons. Gene Ontology annotation, molecular function: G protein-coupled receptor activity. NCBI's taxonomy places the organism in Eukaryota, Metazoa, Echinodermata, Asteroidea, Forcipulatida, Asteriidae. The record is from RefSeq and is a predicted model, not a curated record. Gene Ontology annotation, cellular component: membrane.